AUGACAUCUCAGUACGGGUAUGGCGGGACAGGAGGAUAUGGAUAUGCGCCAGCCUCGUCCGAGCGCGGUGUCAGGCGCAAGAAGCUGGCUGCCAUGGCGGGAAGUGUGUACCGCGCCGGCGUGGCAGCCGCGUCGGAGCUGAAGGAGCAGUACAACAACACUAGGAUACGAGGUGUCGAUAAUCUGGACACACAAAUAUCGAUCCCGGGGUCCUUCCCCCACGUCUCCAUCGUUACAAAAGGCGAGGAGCAGAUGGUGCUCUUUCCGUCAUACGCAAAGAGACACAUCAAGGAGCACGGGAGACAGCAUCGACCGUCGGACCCCUCGAGGUCGCUCCCGGCCGCCCAGAUGGGCAUGAGCGACGAAGACUAUUGGCGGCACGAAUGGGCGCGGCUGGAGGACGAAAAGGCUGUCGUCGACGUCGACAUUCGGGGCUGGAUAUACAACCCAAGCAAGGGGCCCAUGACGCGCCGCAAUCGCAUGCUGAUCGGCCUUGCGCGGAGAUUAAGCGGUAUCCCCGCCCCGACGACGCAAGCAGAGCUGUCGCCAGUGACGUCGCACGAAGAGCACGAAAGGGUCAGGGAGGAGCAGAGGAUCGCGAGGGAAGCCCGCGAGAUCGAACGUAAGGGCCAGGGGGAAGAAGAGGCCGCCACCAGAGGUGACUACAGUGAAACGCCGCGAGAUUACGAUUCUGAUUCCGAGCCGGCCAAAUCUCGGCGCUACGGCAGCGGUACACGGACCCCGGCAUCGCCGCCGUCAUCCCCGACCUUGUCGGCUAGCAGAACCACGUAUGCGACGCCGUCAGGGCUGACGGAGGCCGAGCUUGCGGUGGCCAAUGCCAAUCUCAUGGCACGUAUAGGGCCGUUCAUGACAACGCCACUGGUGCAGCAGCCCGUCACCAUAUUUUUCUACAACGACGAGGACUCACAGUCUCGGACGGUCACAACGGACGAUUCCGGGCAUUUCAGUAUCCGCGCUGCUCUCGAUUUCGUCCCAACGCAUCUGCGCGUCUUGGCAAACGAGAACAUCUCGGCCACCAAACCCAUCGAGAUCAUCGAGCCCAGGGGUGUCAGCUUGAUCAGCGACAUCGACGACACGAUCAAGCGGUCCAACAUUCACCUUGGGGCGCGAGAGAUUUUCAGAAACACGUUUAUUCGAGACUUGGCAGACUUGACCGUCGAGGGUGUCAAGGAGUGGUAUCACAAGUUACAUGGCAUGGGCGUCCAGGUGCAUUACUGCUCCAACAGCCCAUGGCAGCUGUUUCCUGUCCUCGCCACCUUCUUCGUCAUGGCCGGCUUGCCCCCGGGGUCUAUCCACUUGAAGCACUACAGCGGUAUGCUCCAGGGGAUUUUCGAGCCGGUGGCUGAAAGGAAGAAAGGGACGCUAGAGAAAAUCUUACGAGACUUUCCCGAGAGAAGAUUCCUUCUUGUCGGCGACAGCGGCGAGGCGGAUCUCGAGGUAUACACAGAUCUAGCAGUGGCCAAUCCUGGACGUAUCCUGGCCGUCUUCAUCCGCGAUGUCACGACGCCAGACCAAACCGGCUACUUUGACGCCUCGUUCAGCGGUGGUCUAGAUCAGCGCAAUGGGCGGGGAAGCGCCAGCGUCAGCAUCCGGGUGAGAUCUACGGACCGGUUCAAGGGCGUGGACGGUGGCCAAGACGAUAGACCUGACUUGCCUCCUCGUAUACUGUCAGCACCGACCGAGUCUCGUCAAUGGCCAGCCAUGGGGACACUUAUCGACCUCUCGGAUGAACCAGAACCGAUUAGCCCCAUGAAUGCUCGGAACCCUGCCAGGGCUGGGGAUAGCAACGCGGACAGGCUCAGGACAAGUAAGUCGGCGGUAGACAUGCUGUCUCGGAAGGCACCACCCCCCCGGCCUACCAAACCAGUCGCACUACGCAGUGCGCCGUCAGACGUCGGGCUUGGAAUCUCUACCGGUGCGAGGAACAGCUCGGCAGAAAGCUUUUCAAGGUCCCCGUACGCAGCAACAAACGCGUCUCCAAAUCAAGGCAGCCCUGGCUCCAACGCCCCGAGGUCAGCACUGCCUCCGCCGCCGCCGCCGCCACGCCGUCGGGGCACUCCGUCGUCCUUACGAAAUCUCAGCCCACGCCGAUUGUCGCAGCAGGGGCGGACAAACUCAAACCUAGACGUGACCGAAGGCGACCCACUGCCCGAGGCGGCGGGUAACUUUACUGCAAAUGGGCAAAACAUCAACAAGAAAUUGGACCUGUGGCGGCGUCGGCUAGCUAGGGCCCACGAGACGCUCGACGGCCUCGGCGUGGCGCUGUAUACGUGGCGGCGCGGAGAGGAUGUCAUUGCCGAGGCGGAGGGCCUUGUCAAGGAUGCCCUGAGAGACAUGGAGCGGGGCGGGUAG
Messenger RNA from Lasiosphaeria miniovina, 2373 nucleotides. RefSeq lists its product as uncharacterized. The record is from RefSeq and is a predicted model, not a curated record. The transcript is spliced from 2 exons. Gene Ontology annotation, cellular component: actin cortical patch. Gene Ontology annotation, molecular function: phosphatidate phosphatase activity. NCBI's taxonomy places the organism in Eukaryota, Fungi, Ascomycota, Sordariomycetes, Sordariales, Lasiosphaeriaceae. The coding region runs from base 1 to 2373 and encodes 790 amino acids.